AGGUCCAACCAAUAACGUUGCUUCCUCACAAACCGCGGUCGAGUUCUGAUGGUUCCGACGUCAGUCACGCGCUUCAAACGGGAGAGCCUUCAGCGAACGAAACAUGCGAGUCAGUGCAUGGAACUGAACGAGAACGAUUCGUUCAUUUAAAAGAUUUGUUCAAAAACAACGAUUCGUUAAGAGCUCUAAUUGUGAUCCACAUAUUUUGGACAGUCUUGGAUACCGUUUAUGCGUUAAAAAAAAUUUAAACUGGCGUUUUCAGAAGACUACAAAGCCUCAGCAGUGGAAACUUUUUAGUCACGGAAACAUUGUUCAUCUGGGUUCCUUGUUUUGGAUCCUUUGCUCUGUCCCAGUCAAUGUAGUUUCGGUGGAUCGCGGUGCCGUUUAGGCUUGGUGUGACCAGAACCGCCUUUUUAAUAUGUUUUAAAGUAUCUGUUUUCAUAGGCUGGCAUCAUCUCGUGCGAACCUGCCAACGCCUUUCUCUCCUUGGCUCCUUUAUUCUUCAAGCUGAAGGAAAAUUACUACAACGUACAGUUUCAAAGGUUCUUAUUAAUCGUUGAAUUAAAUUUAGCAAAAUGGGUUGCACGUUAAGUGCUGAAGAUAAAGCAGCGAUGGAGAGGAGUAAGAUGAUUGAUCGGAACCUGCGAGAGGACGGAGAGAAAGCAUCUAGAGAAGUCAAACUACUGCUGCUCGGUGCCGGGGAAUCAGGGAAGAGCACAAUAGUUAAGCAAAUGAAGAUCAUUCAUGAAGAUGGCUACUCAGAUGAGGAGUGCAAACAGUAUAAAGUCGUGGUUUAUAGCAACACUAUUCAGUCCAUCAUUGCCAUUAUCAGGGCCAUGGGCCGCUUAAAGAUCGACUUUGGGGAUCCAGCAAGAGCGGACGAUGCUCGGCAGCUCUUUGUGCUCGCCGGCACUGCAGAGGAAGGAGUGAUGACCCCCGAGCUCUCUGGGGUUAUCCGUCGGCUGUGGAAGGACGAAGGAGUGCAGACGUGUUUCGUCAGAUCACGAGAGUAUCAGCUCAAUGAUUCAGCAGCCUACUAUCUGAACGAUCUGGAUAGGAUAUCCCAGCCCACCUACAUGCCCACUCAACAAGAUGUGCUGAGGACUCGAGUCAAGACCACUGGCAUUGUAGAAACACACUUCACCUUCAAAGAGCUCUACUUCAAGAUGUUUGAUGUUGGUGGCCAGCGUUCAGAACGGAAGAAAUGGAUCCAUUGUUUUGAAGGCGUCACUGCUAUUAUCUUCUGUGUGGCACUCAGCGACUAUGACCUGGUGCUGGCUGAGGAUGAAGAGAUGAACCGUAUGCAUGAAAGCAUGAAGCUUUUUGACAGCAUCUGCAAUAACAAAUGGUUCACAGACACAUCCAUCAUUCUCUUCCUCAACAAGAAGGAUCUGUUCGAGGAGAAGAUCAAAAGGAGUCCACUUACGAUAUGCUACCCAGAAUACUCUGGAACAAACACAUAUGAGGAGGCCGCAGCAUACAUCCAGUGCCAGUUUGAGGAUCUGAACCGAAGAAAGGACACAAAGGAGAUCUACACACACUUCACUUGUGCCACGGACACAAAGAACGUACAGUUUGUGUUUGAUGCGGUCACUGAUGUCAUUAUCAAGAAUAACCUCAUAGAGUGUGGCCUCUAUUGAAGCAGAAGUUAUUCGUGGAAGAUUUC
Messenger RNA from Carassius carassius (crucian carp), 1666 nucleotides. It is a transcript of the gene gnai3, whose product is annotated as guanine nucleotide binding protein (G protein), alpha inhibiting activity polypeptide 3. The transcript has 9 exons. Gene Ontology annotation, molecular function: GTPase activity; G protein-coupled receptor binding; GTP binding. The record is from RefSeq and is a predicted model, not a curated record. Gene Ontology annotation, cellular component: heterotrimeric G-protein complex. Gene Ontology annotation, biological process: adenylate cyclase-modulating G protein-coupled receptor signaling pathway. Lineage: Eukaryota; Metazoa; Chordata; Actinopteri; Cypriniformes; Cyprinidae. The coding region runs from base 576 to 1640 and encodes 354 amino acids.